This is a messenger RNA of Candidula unifasciata, 684 nucleotides long. The record is from the annotation of a GenBank genome assembly. NCBI's taxonomy places the organism in Eukaryota, Metazoa, Mollusca, Gastropoda, Stylommatophora, Geomitridae.
AUGAGACUGUACAACACUGUUAACUACCAUGCUAGCGAGGGAGAUGGAGCCGAACGAUUCCAAGAAACAGGUAUUCAAUUGUGUCAUCAGUUGAAAGCUCCUGCCAGCGGUUCUGACUGUACCAUGUUGUCAUGUGUGCCAAAGUAUGACGUGCAGGUUGUAGACAGCGCCUUUCAAUCUUUCCCCAUCAAUGAAUGGGAUGGCUUUGACUACGAGCUGAACAUUAACUGUAAUCACAAUGCUAGCUAUGAACCACUAGCCAAUGAAGGUUGUGGCUGCACUGGAAGUUACAACGGAGGUGCCGGUGCCGGCACCGCUUCGUGCGGAGACAACGGCUCUUACUAUACAGGAGAACACAGUUCAGACCACGGCGGCCACCAAGGUAGUAAUGUCGAUUAUAAAUAUGUAGCCGAAUUUAGUGGUCCAUCACAACUAUGCCCUCCACGUGAAACACCAUGUUACACUCCUCUGCCCCCUAAAACACACUGUCACCCUUACGAGGCCAACACGUACCACAGACCUCGCAAUAACACGUCUCCACAGUGCAUGGACCACUAUGUCGGCUGCGACUCCUGCUGUAGCGAGUGUCCUGAUACGUACGAACUGGUUCGAAACACCGAUGCCCAGCGUUACAAAGGAAGAGGUCCCGACAGGUCACAGUACUUUGCUGAUAGCUGUCAUUAA